Molecule: messenger RNA, 1325 nt
Organism: Carlito syrichta (Philippine tarsier)
Lineage: Eukaryota; Metazoa; Chordata; Mammalia; Primates; Tarsiidae
Gene: STK32A
Product: serine/threonine kinase 32A
Exons: 13
Coding region: 135-1325 (396 amino acids)
Biological process (GO): G protein-coupled receptor signaling pathway; protein phosphorylation; regulation of signal transduction
Molecular function (GO): G protein-coupled receptor binding; ATP binding; G protein-coupled receptor kinase activity
Source: RefSeq, a predicted model, not a curated record
GCCCCGCGCUUCGUGGGAGGAUAGGAGGAAGAAGCGGGACUAGAUAUCCAGCUAAGGCUUUGGGUCCUGAGUGAAGAUGAGUGUUUCUUCCAGAACACUGUAACGGGAAGAUCCAGAUCUGGGCAGACUUGACCAUGGGAGCCAACACUUCAAGCAAACCCCCAGUGUUUGAUGAAAAUGAGGAUGUCAACUUUGACCACUUUGAAAUUUUGCGAGCCAUUGGGAAAGGCAGUUUUGGGAAGGUCUGCAUCGUGCAGAAGAAUGAUACCAAGAAGAUGUAUGCCAUGAAGUACAUGAAUAAACAGAAGUGUGUGGAGCGGAAUGAAGUGAGAAACGUUUUCAAAGAGCUGCAGAUCAUGCAGGGGCUGGAGCACCCAUUCCUGGUCAACUUGUGGUACUCCUUCCAAGAUGAGGAAGACAUGUUCAUGGUGGUGGACCUUUUGCUGGGUGGAGACCUGCGCUAUCACCUGCAGCAGAAUGUCCGCUUCCAGGAAGGCACUGUGAAGCUCUUCAUCUGCGAGCUCGCCAUGGCCCUGGACUACCUGCAGAGCCAGUGCAUCGUCCACAGGGAUAUGAAGCCUGACAACAUUUUACUUGAUGAACAUGGACACGUGCACAUCACAGACUUCAACAUUGCGGCUAUGCUGCCCAGGGAGACGCAGAUCACCACCAUGGCUGGCACCAAGCCUUACAUGGCACCGGAGAUGUUCAGCUCCAGAAAAGAAGCAGGCUAUUCCUUUGCUGUUGAUUGGUGGUCCCUGGGAGUGACAGCAUAUGAGCUGCUGAGAGGCCGGAGACCAUAUCAUAUUCGCUCCAGUACUUCCAGCAAAGAAAUUGGGCACAUGUUUGAGACAGCUAUUGUAACUUACCCCUCUGCCUGGUCCCAGGAAAUGGUGUCACUCCUUAAAAAGCUACUUGAACCUAAUCCAGACCAACGAUUUUCUCGGUUGUCUGACAUUCAGAACUUCCCGUAUAUGAAUGAUAUAAACUGGGAUGCAGUUUUGCAGAAGAGGCUCAUUCCUGGUUUUGUUCCUAACAAAGGCAGGCUGAAUUGUGACCCUACCUUUGAGCUUGAAGAAAUGAUUUUGGAGUCCAAACCACUUCACAAAAAAAAGAAGCGUCUGGCAAAAAAGGAGAAGGAGAUGAGGAAAUGUGAUUCCUCUCAGAUGUGUCUUCUUCAAAAGCACCUUGACUCUGUCCAGAAGGAGUUCAUCAUUUUCAACAGAGAAAAAGUAAAAAGGGACUUUAAUAAAAAGCAAGCAGACCUAGCCUCGGAACAAACCAAAGACCCACAAGAGGAGGACGGCCAGAAUGACAACCUGUAA